This is a messenger RNA of Rotaria sp. Silwood1, 1164 nucleotides long. NCBI's taxonomy places the organism in Eukaryota, Metazoa, Rotifera, Eurotatoria, Philodinida, Philodinidae. The record is from the annotation of a GenBank genome assembly.
AUGUAUGGUGAAACGCCGUAUGACAUGGGCUUCGCAUUGGGCAAAUUAAUGAGCAAAGAAUUGAAUCAAUUAGUUCCAGAAUAUUUCGACUAUUUAUACCAACAAGUUGAAGAAAUAAUGAAAAUAGUACCACCAUUCAUCGCAAAAUGGAUUGCCGAGUUAGGAUUAGCUGGUGCUCUCGAUCUGACCUAUGAUAUCACUCAUCGUUACACUCCACCGUGGUUUGAUGAAGAAAUUCGCGGUGUUGCUGAUGGUAGUGGGGUUGAUAUAAAAAAAAUUCGUCAAUUAAAUAUGCUUCCAGAAAUGAUCAAAGCAGCAUGCACAGUGUUAGGAGCUUGGGGUGAUUCAGCUGUGGGAUCGACUUUACUUCAUGUUCGAGCAUUGGACUGGGAUGACAAAGCUCCAAUUGCUAAAUAUGCCACAAUAACUGUGUAUCAUCCUAAUGCCUCCUAUCAAGGUUAUAGUGAUCAUUUUCAUGAAUACUACAAACAACGCAACUAUAGUUCGCAUGCCUUCGCUAAUUUCGGUUAUCCCGGUCUGAUCGGCUCGCUCGGUGCUUACAGUGAGGCUUCAAUUGGUCUGGGUGAGAAAGUAUGGAUAACGAAGGAGCAGGAUAUCACCACACGUUUUGGUAAUCCAUGGACUUAUGUUCUUCGCGAUGUUGUUCAGUUUGCCGAUUCCAUCGAUACAGCACUGACCAUGAUGGCUAAUGCUCAUCGCACCUGUUCGAUUCAUCUCGGCCUUGGCGCUUACGAACGUAAUGCAUCGAUCACUACCGAUACAAAUAUGGGAUUCCGAGGUAUUGAAUAUAGUGCGAGAGAAUUAAAUGUUUACAAUUGGGAGGAUAUGUUCAAUACAAAAGCGCAUCCUGUUCUUCGAGACAUUGUCUAUUGGGAUAAACAUGUACAACCAUCCGAUAAUCCUUGUCUGGGAAGCUUGUUAGUAGCCAAUUAUGGCAAUAUCGAUGCGGCGACCAUUAUCUAUAACAUUACCAGUCUAUCAGAAACCGGUGAUACAAUGAAUGUGGUUCUUGAUUAUGUCGAAAAUGCUGUAUAUAUCGCUUACAGUGCUCCGGAUGAUCCACAUGGACCUUUGGAAGCCUUUAAACGCACUCAUACACAUAUCGAUAUGGGUAAAUUAUUUGCCGAGCCUGCUCCGAAGUAG